Messenger RNA from Oncorhynchus nerka (sockeye salmon), 6767 nucleotides. RefSeq names its product protein-methionine sulfoxide oxidase mical3b-like. Gene Ontology annotation, molecular function: protein binding; FAD binding. Lineage: Eukaryota; Metazoa; Chordata; Actinopteri; Salmoniformes; Salmonidae. The record is from RefSeq and is a predicted model, not a curated record. The transcript is spliced from 33 exons. Bases 305 to 6064 code for a protein of 1919 amino acids.
CGAGAAAAGCGUCUGGAUGUGAGAGAGCGAGAAAGACAGACUUGGAGAGUUUGGUAUCAACAUAAUGCACAGCACACUAUAAGGAAGGGAGCGGGACAGGCUGAGACAAUGGAGGCUGCGGUAUAGGCUACUGCAGUGCAGGUUUGUGGGUUGUUGUUUCUGUGGCUGAAGAUAGAUUUGACAUUCGAAUUCUGAGAGACACCUGGCAACCCGUAGCUGAGCUGGAGAGUGAUAAUGUCUGUACAGGCCAGACGACAACACAGCAUACAGCAGCCAAUGAAAGAGCCCGGAACAGGAAGCUGAGAUGGAGUUCCCAGAGUUCCCAGGGUGCCCUGCUGCUGCCGGCGUUGCCGUGGGCGACGAGGCGGAGAAGGAGGGCCAUGCCCAGGUUCUAUUUGAUGAGUUUGUCCAGGCGUCUACCUGCAGAACGACACUCCGUGCCUUCAACCUGCUGUGUGAGCACCUUCAGCUCACACACACACACACACAGCCACAGACAUACUCCCCGACGCAGCCGCAGAGGCCUUUCUACCACAGCCUCAAAGAACGCCUCAGCUACUGGAAGGCAAACGCACUGUGGGCCAAACUGGACAAACGGGCGGCCCACCACGAAUAUGGGAAGGGCCGUGUCUGUGCCAACACCACGUGUGUGAUCAUCGGGGCGGGGCCGUGUGGUCUGCGUACAGCAGUAGAGCUGGGGUUCCUGGGGGCCAGAGUGGUGCUGCUGGAGAAGAGAGAUGCCUUCUCCAGGAACAACGUCCUUCACCUCUGGCCUUUCACCAUCCACGACCUCAGGGGCCUCGGGGCCAAGAAGUUCUACGGCAAGUUCUGUGCUGGAGCCAUUGACCACAUCAGUAUACGGCAGUUACAGUUGGUGUUAUUAAAGGUGGCUCUGUUGCUGGGGGUGGAAGUCCAUGUCAACGUAGAGUUCAAGGGACUGGUGGAGCCACCAGUGGACCAGGAGCAACAGAAGGUAGGCUGGAGGGUGGAGGUGAAACCCAAGUCUCACCCUAUUAACCAACUGCAGUGUGACGUGGUGAUCGGAGCUGAUGGACGACGGAACACACUGCCAGGGUUCAGGCGUAAGGAGUUCCGUGGCAAGCUGGCCAUUGCCAUCACAGCUAACUUCAUGAACCGUAACACCACGGCUGAGGCCAAGGUGGAGGAGAUCAGCGGAGUGGCCUUCAUCUUCAACCAGAGGUUCUUUCAGGAGCUACGGGACACCACAGGAGUGGACCUGGAGAAUAUAGUGUACUACAAGGACGACACACACUACUUUGUGAUGACGGCUAAGAAGCAGAGUCUGCUGGAGAAAGGAGUCAUUCUGCGGGACUAUGCAGACACAGAAACACUUCUCUCACGGGGAAACGUGGACCAGAAUGCGCUGCUGGCCUACGCCCGCGAGGCGGCGGACUUCUCCACCAAUCACCAGCUGCCGUCCCUGGACUUUGCCAUGAACCACUACGGGCAGCCUGAUGUUGCCAUGUUUGACUUCACCUGUAUGUACGCGUCAGAGAACGCUGCACUGGUCAGACAGAGACAUGGACACCAUCUACUGGUCACACUGGUGGGAGACAGCCUUCUGGAGCCGUUCUGGCCCAUGGGGACAGGUAUAGCACGGGGGUUCCUGGCAGCAUUGGAUUCUGCCUGGAUGGUACGGAGCUGGGCUCAAGGCCUCGCCCCCCUGGACAUACUUGCUGAAAGAGAGAGUCUGUAUCGUCUCCUUCCUCAGGCCUCUCCAGAAAAUGUCAACAAGAACUUUGGUCAAUACACUGUAGACCCAGCUACCCGCUACCCUAACAUCAACCACCAACUCAUCACCCCCGCACAGGUGGGGCAUCUAAUAUACACAGAAGAGAGUGGAGGUUCGGGUGCGGACCAGGAACCACGACCCCGAUCCCCCUUGCCGAAGCUACUACGACAGGAGUCCUUCUCUCGCUCCAGUAAGCUUUUGUCAUGGUGCCAGCAGCAGACACAGGGUUACCGUGGCGUUGCAGUUAGCGACCUCACUACUUCCUGGAAGAGUGGCCUAGCUUUGUGUGCCCUCAUCCACCACUACCGACCUGACCUCAUUGACUUUGACUCUCUAAAGGAGGAUGAGGGGGAGGAGAAUAUGAGGUUGGGGUUGGAGGUGGCAGAGAAGGAGUUUGGCAUCUCUCCUGUGAUGACUGUCGAGGAGAUGUUGUCUGUCAGUGAAACGGACACUCUCUGUAUGGUCAUGUACCUCAGCCAGUUUCACCAGCUCUUCAAGGACGCACUGCCCCCAAGCGAAUCCCAGACCGAGAGCCUAGAUGGGAGGGCUGCUGUGAUUGGUCCUGCCUCUCUCCUCAGCCGCCUGGGCCACAGCCCAUCCCGCAAGCGCAACCCCAAGGAGCAGAAGGAGAAGGAUGCGGUGGGGAAGAGGAGGAAGACCAGUCGGCCAUGUCUGGAGGAUGUGAGACAGGAUCUCAGAUUAGUGGACAGUUAUGAGGAAGAGGCUGCCUUGUGCUCUGUGGGUGGAGCAAGCCAGAGCAGAGUGCGCUCGAUGGCCAAUCAGCUGCUGGCCAAGUUUGAGGAGAAUGCCCCUUGCCCCUCCUCCACGCCAGCUGCAGCUCUCCGCAGACAGGGGGACUCCAUGCCCAUGCUUCCACCUCCUCCAGCAUCCCCUGACCCCCAGGAACCAGCCUUUGUGGCCUCCGCUGCAACCUGGAAACAGGUAAAAAUAAAGAAGCGCACGCAGCAGCAGGAGCAGAUGAGUUUCAAGUACAAGGAAAAGGUCAAAUGUCACACUCUGCCCAGCAGGGGAGAGCAGAAAUACGUUCAGAUGUACACAGGGGGAGUAAGCUCAUUGGCUGAACAGAUAUCCUGUCAGCUUCAAAGUCAGGAGUCACCGUCACCCCAGCACACUCCUGAUAGGAAGGAAUCGGCUGGCGUUCACUCUGUGUUGGCGGGGCCAGGGCCAGGGCCAGGAGGGGCCAGUGACGUGUGUUUCUUCUGCAGUAGGCGUGUGUACGUGAUGGAGAGACUCAGUGCUGAGGGACUGUUCUUCCACCGGAGCUGCUUCCAGUGUGACCACUGCAGCUCCACCCUUCGCCUGGCCUCUUACGCCUACGACCGGCCUAACGGGAAGUUCUACUGUAAGCCGCACUAUGACCUCCGUCUGGUUGGGCCGGUCCAGAGGAAGAGACCAGCUCCUCCUAUCGCCGACCAGCAUCCAACCCCCUACGAACGGACCCCCUCUCAGCAGACCCUCCUGGAGUCCCCAGCUGCUCUGUCCACUAACCCUCGCUCCUCAGUAACUGUGGUGACAGCAGAUCGCAGGUCCUCAGUGGCAUCUCUGAUUGAGAGGGAGUGUGGCUUGGCUAAGCGCGUGCGCGGCACGCCAGAACGUAUAGAGCUGGAGAACUACCGUGGGAGCCUGGGGAGCCUGGAGACUGAGCAGCUAACAGAUGAGCCGGAGGAGGUGCCAGAGGAGACACUGGCCAAUUACAACCUCAGUCUGCUGGUGACAGAGGUGAAGAAGGCCAAUCACAAGCGCAUCUCGUUGCGGGACAACGAGGGCACCAGUUCAGAAUCAGAGACGGAGGAGGAGGGGGAGAGGCAGCGGGCUCUAACCAAUGACCUGGCUAGAGACUCAUGGAGGAAGGCCAUGGAACUACACGCACGCCUCCGAGGAGAGAGAGGAGAUGACGAAGAAGAGACAGAAGAAGGAGAGGAGGAAGGAGAGGUUGAUGAAGAUGAUGAUGAUGAUGAUGAUGAGGAGGAGUUAUCUAGUGAUGGGGAAGGAGCAUCUCCACUCACCGCUGAGGAGGUAGCCUCGUUGGACGAGUGGCAGCAGAGCACACACUCUCCAGACACAUACACACCUGACACACACACGCAUGACACAAACACGCCUGACACGCACUCUCCAGACACACACACGCCUGACAUACAACUGCCUGACUCGACAACACCCGACACACACGGUCCACACAGCCCCACCAGUGUACCCAAUAUCACCUUCUCCACUCCGGCCACUGCCUCAACACCCUUCACACCCACACCUUUAACGUCGCAUGCACCCACACCCACGUCCUCAGUGUCAAUUCCAGACUCCUCUGUCUUUACCUACUCCUCCCCCAACUCCUCCACCACCUCUGGCUGCUCCCCGGGUCCAGACGAGGGAGAGGAGGAUGGGGAGAAGAAAGAGAUGAAGGAGAGAAAAGAGCGAGAGGAGAGGGAGAGAGGGGGGAAGGAGAGGGAGAGGGUGCGUGACUCCAGCAGUAGUUCAGGGAUCGGUGUGGGGAGCUCCACCACCUCUACCUCGGACCCUCUCACCCCUCCCGGCAUCCCUCCCCCCGCCCAGCUCAAGGCAUGCUGGGAUAGCCUGCCCCACCCUUCUGUGGAGGCAGAGUCACUGCAAAGCCCUGUGUCUCGCCCUGCCCCUCGAUUUGCCCCCGCACCUAUCAUGGCGUCGGCUGUUGUGCGGGGGGUCGGGGGCAAGAAGCUGAAACCGUGGGACGUGGAUGGGGGAAGGGGAUUUGUUGCGGGGGGGUCUGUUGGGGCGGGGUCUCUUGGGGAGAAGCUGUGUAAGGGUGUAGUAAUAGACCCCUUAGAGGACAUCAACCCCCCCUUGUCCCCCCUGAAGCCCCUUAAGGCAGUGCCCAGAGACGAGAGAGAGAUCGGGAGGAAGAGGGAGAUGGAGAGGAGGAGGGAGAUAGAGAGAGCAGCCAUGGGAGUGGGCUGGGAGGACACGAAAAUCCCCCUAGGAAGGGAGCCUCUCCCAAGGAAGAGCAGAGGUGGUCUAGACCCCCGCAGACUCACAGAGAGCUUGCCCCCCCUCCUCCUCACACAACUCCAGGGGGGCUCCCUCUUCCCUUCACGUAAGUGCUGCAGGGACAACCAGCCCCCCAGCCAGAGUGUGUCUGAAGCGGGCAUAGGAGAGGGUGGACCCCUGGGCCUGUGGAGAGCUGUCAUCUCUGGCUAUAAGAGGGACAGGAAGAAGAAGGGCAGGACUUCCCUUUCCAAAAUGGCAACAGCCCCAGCCCCCAAAGAGCAGGGCAGGAGGAAAACUUCUGCGGAGAGAAGAGGUGUGAAGUUCAGGGAGCGCCAGAGCUGGUCGGAGCCGGAGGAGUCAGACAUCACCUGCUCUGUUGUGAUGGAGAGGUGCUCCAUGAACCCCAAGGCCAACCUUCGUCUGGAGCUGUUUGACCUAGCGUCAGACCUUCAGAAGGACACCAUUGAGGAGGAGGAGGAAGAGGAGAAUGAGGAAGGGGAGUCUGCAUAUGUGCCUCAUGCCCUGGCCUUUAAGAGGGCGUAUGCCAUUAAGAGGCACGUGGGGAAGGAGAGGGAGCGGGACAGCUCCCCCCAUAUUGAUACACAGCGGAAGUCAUCGUGCCCUACGGAGGUGGUGGGGGUACUGGUGCACAUGAUGGACCUGAAGGACCCGUCCAGCCUGGAUGUGUCAGAGGCCAUGUUCCACAGAGACCGGGACCCAGAGGAGGAGCAGCUAGAUGCCAGGUUAACACGCAGAGUACAGAGGGCGGCGCGCAAACAGGCCAAACAAGAGCAACUCAAGAGACUGCACAGGGCCCAGAUGAUCCAAAGGCAGUUGGAGCAGGUGGAGGAGAAGCAGAGGCAGCUGGAGGAGAGGGGUGUGGCUGUAGAGAAGGCCUUGAGAGGGGAAGCAGACUACUGGGGAGAGUCGAAUGACAGUGAAGAGCUGGACUUACACCUGGGAGUCAUGGGCAGGCAGGAUGACCCAGCUCUGAUGCAGCAGUGGUUCAAGCUGGUCCAGCAGAAGAACUGUCUGAUGCGCUAUGAGUCAGAACUCAUGAUAUUUGCUCGGGAGCUGGAGUUGGAGGACAGACAGAGCCGUCUUCAACAAGAGCUCAGAGAGCGGAUGGCCGUGGAUGACCACCUGAAGGGUGAGGCAGAGCUGGCUGAGGAGAAGCUAAUCCUGGGGGAGAUGUUGGAGGUGGUGGAGCAGAGAGAUGCUCUGGUGUCUCUGCUGGAGGAGCAGCGGCUGCAGGAGAGCCAGGAGGACAGAGACCUGGAGGCCAUCAUGCUGUCCCGGGGACUGGGCCUGCACAACUGGGCCUGAGCUCUAUUCCGGGGACUGGGCCUGCACAACUGGGCCUGAGCUCUCUUCCGGGGACUGGGCCUGCACAACUGGGCCUGAGCUCUAUUCCUGGGACUGGGCCUGCACAACUGGGCCUGAACUCUAUCCCUGGGCCUGGGCCUGCACAACUGGGCCUGAGCUCUAUUCAGGGGACUGGGCCUGCACAACUGGGCCUGAGCUCUAUUCCGGGGCCUGGGCCUGCACAAAUGGGCCUGAGCUCUAUUCCUGGGACUGGGCCUGCAAAAGCAAAAGACACUCACGUCACUUUCCCUCUAAAUCUGCGAUCAGGGUCAUGGUUGUGAGGUCACUUCGCCUCUGAUACAACGUUAUGACCAGGAUCAAGGCGGGACUGUCUGGAUGAUCCAUUUUUAGGAUUGGAUAUGUUUCCCCAUCCUGCUACACCCAUCCUGCUGCUACACCUAUCCUGUUGCUACACCCAUCCUGCUACACCCCUGACUCACUGACUGAUGGGCCUUUGAGAUGGCUCGAUAUUCUAUGCUCACUAUACUCACCCAGGCUGUUGUUAUGGCAAUAUAUGCCAUGUUUGAAUUAUCUGUAUUGUUAUUAACAAUUUAGAGAAAUGUAUAUUAUGUAAAAAGAAACAAUACAUUUUUAACUCUUUUUUUUUUAUUCUACUAAUUAUGUUUUACUUCCAACAUUGGAUAAUAAAGACAUUCUGACAUCA